Tarenaya hassleriana is the source of this 1878-nucleotide messenger RNA. RefSeq names its product cytochrome P450 78A6. The transcript has 2 exons. Bases 19 to 1656 code for a protein of 545 amino acids. NCBI's taxonomy places the organism in Eukaryota, Viridiplantae, Streptophyta, Magnoliopsida, Brassicales, Cleomaceae. The record is from RefSeq and is a predicted model, not a curated record. Gene Ontology annotation, molecular function: iron ion binding; heme binding; oxidoreductase activity, acting on paired donors, with incorporation or reduction of molecular oxygen.
AAAAAAAAACUUUAGAAUAUGAUUUCGUCAAACAUCAAAACCGAAAUCGAAAACUUGUGGGUGUUUGCUCUUGCAUCGAAAUGCAAUGUCUAUUUCCAAGAAAACAUUGCGUACUUGGUUAUUGUGACUGUCCUGGCUUGGUUAACCUUAACCGUAUUCUUCUGGUCUCACCCGGGCGGUCCAGCUUGGGGAAAAUACUUUUUCGGUAGCCGGUUUUCCUCCCGUAUCUUGUGCGGUGCCGGUAAAACCAAGAAAUUCAUUCCCGGUCCGAGAGGGUUUCCUCUAACCGGUAGCAUGAACCUCCGGUCAAGCCAUGUGGCGCACCACCGCAUCGCGGCGGCAGCCGAGAAGAAAAAUGCCAAGCGGCUCAUGGCGUUCAGCCUCGGAGACACCAGGGUGGUUGUGACGUGUCACCCCGACGUGGCUAAGGAAAUUCUGAACAGCCCGGUUUUCGCGGACCGGCCGGUUGAUGAGACGGCCUACGGUUUGAUGUUUAAUCGGGCCAUGGGUUUCGCUCCCAACGGAAAUUACUGGCGUACCCUUCGUCGAAUUGGUUCGAACCAUCUCUUCAACCCGAAGCAGAUCAAACGCGCUGAGGAGCAGAGACGUGCGAUUGCAUCGCAGAUGGUGAACGCAUACGCACAAAAUGCUGAAACCGCGUUGGCGGUACGUGAAGUGCUCAAAACGGCGUCGUUGAGCAACAUGAUGGGUUCGGUAUUCGGGAGACAAUAUGGUUUGGAGGGUAAGAGCGUAGAAGUGGAAGAGCUGAAGGGUUUGGUGGAGGAGGGGUACGAUCUGCUUGGUAUGCUGAAUUGGACCGACCAUCUUCCUUGGUUAGCCGGUUUAGACUUCCAAAAGAUCCGGUUAAGGUGCUCCCAACUUGUACCAAGAGUUAACCAGUUCGUCACCCAGAUCAUCCAUGAACGCCGUGCUCAGGCGUCCGAGGCCGCAUGUAGCUUUCUUGACGUAUUGUUGUCUCUUCAAGGUCCUGAGAAGUUAUGUGAACCCGAUAUGAUAGCCGUUCUUUGGGAAAUGAUAUUCAGGGGGACGGACACGGUGGCGGUUCUGAUCGAGUGGGUGCUUGCGCGUAUUGUUAUGCAUGGAGAGGUCCAAUCAACGGUCCACGGUGAGCUUGAUCGAGUCGUCGGGAAAACAAGAGCCGUGGAUGAGUCCGACGUUCCAUCUCUCACGUAUCUAACGGCCACGAUCAAAGAAGUGCUCAGGCUUCACCCUCCGGGCCCACUACUCUCGUGGGCCCGCCUUUCCGUCACCGAUACCAACGUGGACGGAUAUCACGUGCCGGCGGGAACCACAGCGAUGGUCAACAUGUGGUCCAUAGCACGUGACCCGCACGUGUGGGAGGACCCGCUCGAGUUCAAGCCCGAGAGGUUCAUCUCUAAGGACGGGGAAGCCGAGUUCUCGGUUUUCGGGACGGAUCUGAGGCUGGCUCCGUUCGGGUCGGGCAAACGGGUCUGUCCCGGGAAGAAUCUUGGGUUUACUACGGUGUCGUUUUGGGUCGCGACGCUUUUGCAUGAAUUUGAGUGGCUGCCGAGUGACGUGGCGAACCCCAUGGACUUGUCGGAGGUUCUGAGGCUCUCGUGCGAGAUGGCUCGUCCUCUCGCUGCUAAAGUGCGCCCCAGGCGUAUAAUAGCAUAAUUAUGCAUGGCUUUGCAUGGGUGUUUUAUGAAAAAAAAAACGUGGCAAAAACACCGAUCACGUACAUAUAUAAAUAAAUAGUGUGAGCCAAACCCAAAAACGUGUGUGGAACUAAUGCGAUGAAUCAUAAUCACUCGCCUGUUAUUAAUAACUUGAUGUAAUAUAUGUAUGUGAUAUGAUCUCAUGUUAAUAAUAUAUACGUGCUCGUGUGUGUUUAUCAUA